AUGAAGUUUUGCUUGUUCUUGAAAAGGUCAUACAAUUCAAUUUAAAUCAACAUGGGAUUUCUUCAAUUAUUAAUAGAAGUUACAUCUUAUCAAUAAUAAGAUUAAAGAAUAAGGUGAGAUAAAAAAGUAAAUUAUUGAAUGCAUUUUGAACUGUAUAUUAAUUUAUACUUACUUGUUUUUUAGUUUUUGAAGUGAUAACUGGAAGGAAUAUUCAUCAAAACUUUUCAAGAUUGGUAAUUAUGUUUUAGGAUGCAAAUUAUAGUUCACUUUUAAAAACCUAUUCCUUUAGAGAAAUCAGAACCUUUCAAAAUUCAAGAGCUAAUUAGAUAUUACAAAUAUAUACUUCAUUUUACCUAAGGAUUCUCAUUAACGUGAAGUAAACGACUUUAUAUUAGAAAUAUUUGAAUCAAUUGACUUAAUAUGUAGAAUGAUUACAACUUCAAUCUCAAGAUAAUGA
Messenger RNA from Paramecium pentaurelia, 457 nucleotides. NCBI's taxonomy places the organism in Eukaryota, Ciliophora, Oligohymenophorea, Peniculida, Parameciidae. The record is from the annotation of a GenBank genome assembly.